Melospiza georgiana is the source of this 2181-nucleotide messenger RNA. RefSeq names its product zinc finger and BTB domain containing 37 (gene ZBTB37). Gene Ontology annotation, biological process: regulation of transcription by RNA polymerase II. The record is from RefSeq and is a predicted model, not a curated record. Lineage: Eukaryota; Metazoa; Chordata; Aves; Passeriformes; Passerellidae. The transcript is spliced from 5 exons. Bases 210 to 1721 code for a protein of 503 amino acids. Gene Ontology annotation, molecular function: RNA polymerase II cis-regulatory region sequence-specific DNA binding; protein binding; DNA-binding transcription factor activity, RNA polymerase II-specific.
GCGUUUCCUUCCGGGGCGCGGCCCGCGCUGGCGCGUUUCGGUUCCGGGCCGGCGCUGCGGGCCCUUCCCACCCCCGGCAGGGGAAGGGGGCAACAAGUUUUCUUCUUACUACAUCAGAAGAAAAAAAGAAGGCAGCACCCCCAUUUCCUUCCCACUGCAUGUAACUCACAGCACUCCAGUAGAGUGGUGCACCUGCAGCUGGGACAGCCAUGGAGAAGAGUGGGAACAUUCAGCUGGAGAUUCCCAACUUCAGUAACUCUGUCCUGAGCCACCUGAACCAGCUGCGCAUGCAGGGCCGGCUGUGUGACAUCGUGGUCAACGUGCAGGGCCAGGCUUUCCGUGCGCACAAGGUGGUGCUGGCCGCCAGCUCCCCCUACUUCCGCGACCACAUGUCCCUGAACGAGAUGAGCACCGUGUCCAUCUCCGUCAUCAAGAACCCUUCCGUGUUCGAGCAGCUCCUCUCCUUCUGCUACACGGGCAGGAUAUGUCUGCAGCUGGCUGACAUCAUCAGCUACCUGACAGCUGCCAGCUUCUUGCAGAUGCAGCACAUCAUAGACAAAUGCACGCAGAUACUCGAGGGGAUUCAUUUCAAAAUUAACGUGGCCGAGGUGGAAGCGGAGUUGAGCCAGAGCAGGACGAAGCAUCAGGAGAGGCCGCCCGAGUCUCACCGGGCGACGCCGACUCUGAACCGUCCCCUGAGCCCCCGCCACAACACCCCCAAGGGGAGCCGCCUGGGCCAGGUCAGCACCGUGCUGGACAUUCGGGAGCUGAGCCCGCCCGAGGAGUCCACCAGCCCCCAGAUCAUCGAGCAGAGCUCCGAUGUGGAAGGCAGGGAGCCCAUCCUGCGCAUCAACAGGGCGGGACAGUGGUACGUGGAGACGGGCAUGGGAGAGCGCGGGGCGCAGAACGACGAGGAGGUGCGCGUGCUGGGAGGAGUGCGCAUAAAGACGGAGAACCUGGAGGAGUGGCUGGGCACAGAGCACCAGCCCUCGGGAGAGGAUGGCAGCAGCGCCGAGGAGGUCACGGCCAUGGUGAUCGACACCACGGGCCACGGAUCCCUGGGCCAGGAGGCUUUUGCCUUAGGCUCCUCUGGAGCCAAAGUGGUCAGGCCCACCAGCAGUGAGAUCGACAGAUUUAGCCCUUCUGGCAGCAUGGUUGCUGUGACUGAGCGGUACAGAUCGAAAAGCGAGUCUCCGGGGCGGAUGGAUGAGCCUAAGCAGCCCAGUUCCCAGGGGGAGGAAUCAGCCAUGCUGGGAGUGAGCGGUUACGUGGAGUAUCUGCGGGAGCAGGAGGUUUCCGAGCGCUGGUUCCGGUACAACCCACGGCUCACGUGCAUUUACUGCGCCAAAUCCUUCAACCAGAAGGGCAGCCUGGACCGGCACAUGCGGCUCCACAUGGGCAUCACCCCGUUCGUGUGCCGCAUGUGCGGGAAGAAGUACACCCGCAAGGAUCAGCUGGAGUAUCACAUCCGCAAGCACACGGGCAACAAGCCCUUCCACUGCCACGUGUGCGGCAAAAGCUUCCCUUUCCAGGCCAUCCUCAACCAGCACUUUCGCAAGAACCACCCCGGCUGUCUGCCCCUGGAGGGGCCCCACAGCAUCUCCCCCGAGACCACCGUCACGUCCCGGGGGCAGGCAGAGGAGGAAUCUCCUCCGCAGGAGGAGGCUGUGGCCGUGGGGGAGACGGCCCAGGGCUCUGUGUCCACCACCGGGCCGGAUUGAGGUGCCAGGAGAAAGGACAGUCUUCCCAUUCCUGGCCCUAAAGAGUCAGCACCCACCCGGCAGGCUGGUACUGUAAUUAGUGCAAUGCCACCACCGAACAGAAAGAAGCUCCCAAGAUGUUGCCAAAAUAGAAAAAUCUCUCUCUUUCUCUCUCUUCCUCUCACACACCCACACACACACCCAUAGAGUGUUAAAUGUUUUUCUCCCUUAUUCCUCCUCCUCUCGGAGAAAAACAGAACAACUGUGUCAAUCAACUUCUUAUUCAGGGAUCGACAGGAUUUUAAAAUUUUUUUACUGUUCUGUAGUGAUCUGGGACAAGCAGUCAUUUGUAUUUCUGGACAGCGCUGUGGCCCAGCAGGGCGUCCUGCCGGCGGUGCCGGGUUCAGCCACAGAGCCAUAUCCAUGCUCCCGCUCGAGGGGAGAGCAGGGGCAAGGGGCUGUUGCCUUUCUCCCUUCCCCA